AUGACAGCGGCUUCGGGGCGGGCCUCGGCCUGCUGAGCCCUCCUACAGCUCCAAUGCUUCUAUCUGCUCAGAAAAGGUUCCUUCUCUGCUAGCUUUGCGUGCCCCUGCUUCUGGGCCGCUGCGGCUGCACGAACGCGGUGCAGGGAGCCAUGGAAGGAGGUGUCGUACGCAUUGGUGACCAGAUCAUACUGGAAGAAGAUUAUGAUGAGACAUAUGUUCCCAGUGAGCAAGAAAUCCGGGAUUUUGCAAAAGACAUCGGCAUUGACCCAGAGGAGGAGCCUGAGCUGAUGUGGCUGGCCAGGGAAGGCAUUGUGGCCCCGUUACCACCCCAGUGGAAACCCUGCCAGGAUGUCACUGGUGAUAUCUACUAUUUCAACUUCAACAACGGCCAGUCCAUGUGGGACCACCCCUGUGAUGACUAUUAUAGAGAACUGGUUGCUCAGGAACGGAGGAAGCUGCUGGCACGUGGCAGCUUGAAAAAGAAAGAAAAGAAGAAGAAAGACAAAAAAGAUAAGAAAGACAAGAAGGAUAAGCAACCAAAGCAACAUGCUGAGAAUCCUGAGCCAGAACCAGAUAGCCAGAUUAGAAAUGAAGGCAGAGGGAGUCCGUCACACAUAAAUGAUUCAUGGAGACAAUUUGCAGGCAUGGGGCCAAACAAACUGCAUCCCGCACUUGUAUCAGCAUUCAACAGGCCAUGCCAAGCCUUAACUGAUGUGAAAACUGUAGAAGGCAGCCCACCUUUCAGCAGCUUUGAUGUAUACAUCCACCAGGGCCAAGAUAUACCUUUGGAAGUACAAGAAAAUGUUCGUUUCAACUCUGUUGGGAAUAUGAAAAGAAAACCAAGUUUAUUGCAAGCCAGAGAAGGAAGAAGGAACCAUGACAUGACUCUCUUUGAUUCCAGUCCCGUGGGUGACUGGAAUUUGCAGGAGAUGGUUGAUGCUUCGUAUGUUCAAGAACAGGUAAGGCUUGACAGCAGAGUAUCUCAGAGUAGAAAUAAGAGAGAAGUUCAGGAUGAGGCUUUGGGUCAAGCUGUCAUUCUUUGCAAGAAUAAUGAGAGCAUCAGCAGACCUGAGAGACAGGAUUCAAAGCAAAUGGAGCUAAUGGAACUAGGAGCAGACAUGAAAGCAGACGAUAUCAGUGGUAUACCAGAGAACCCAUCCACAGUUCCUCAAGAGAUCAUGGGUGUGCAACCCUGCUUGCAAGGAAUAGAGGCAAAGGGGGAAAUUAAUGUGUACCAUCAUAUGUCAAAACGUGUUUCUCCAUCUGUCAAAGAUGGCUGUGGAGAAGGUGAAGAAAGAGGUGAUUCGAUGUCAGAUUGGGACAGCAGUGAUUGGGACAGUUCUCGUAGUGUUGAUACACCCCAGAUACUGGGAGUGAGCCAUCAGUUCUCCUCUCCACACUGUGAGUCUGGAAGCCCAAAGGACCUGUACUUUUUCACAGAAAAGCCUAUGCUGCCUUAUGCCUUCCUGAAAUCACCCAUGUCUCAGAUACACAGUCCUGCCCAAAAAUCAGAGAGGGAACGUAGCUCCAAGAAUAUGAAACUGUUCCAUAUGCUGCAGGAAUAUAAAGAAAGUGCCAGCUUAGAAUCUGAAUGUGUUAUGUUUGUGGUGGAUUCCUGUGAGAAACUCACUGUCCAGGAUUCUGAUGGUGCUACUGAAGGACAGAAAGAAAUGAAGAAAGGAAAUGGAAGGACAGAUCAGGAUCCUAGAGUGUGGGAGGAUGGAGGCACAAAAGACUCAUGUGUUCCUCCUGAGUGUCUCUAUCAGAUGGCUGACGGCCAAGGAAGCAACAGUCUCUGUCAGCACACAGAAGUGAGGGUGACCCAGACCGGAAAAACUGCUGAGAAUUACAGCAAAAUAGAGGUUGGUGAAGGAACAGGUGAAAAUAAGCCUUCAGGCACCCUGCUAGCACCUGUGCAGGUGCCCCUGGGGAAUCUUGCUCCUCUGCGUGGCCCUGUGGCUUCUCCAGCUGGCAUCCUGCGUGGCUCACUGCACUCGGACAUGGGGAGCUCUGUGGACUCUGGUGUUGCAGACAGAGGAGAAGCUCAGAGUCUCCAUAGGACAACAAGACUCUUCAAAAACCUGCACAUGGAUGUCAGUGCCCUGGGAUGCAGCUUUGAAUCUGAGCUUUCCAAAGUAUCUGAGAGCAGUGAAUGCAUGGAGGACUUGCAGGCUUCUAAACGCCUAGACCAGGAGCUGAUCCAGCAUGUGGACUUGGCUUUCCAGAGCCAAUUUUGUGAGCGGGUGUUGGAUGUAGAUGCUCUGUCUCCUGCUUUAGACAAGUCCCCAUGCAAGGCCCAGGAGCUGGGAGAAGAGGAAAAAGACCAAAGCAAAGCCAGUAUAGAUGAAGAGCAAAGCAAAAGAACAAAAGCUGCUGCGAGUGAGAGGGAUCAAAGUGGUUGUGAAGCAUCAGAACAGAAGUGUGUUUCUUUAGAAAAUGCCAGUCAAGAAGAGGCUGUGGCCCUGCAGCUGGAGGAGGAAUUGCCGGAUAGCCUAAUCCAUCUGGAAGAACUUGCAGCCCUGCAAAAAGCGCAACCUGAGAAAGAAAUAAAACAAGAGCAGUCCUUGACCCAGUCUAGUGAACAGUCCCUGGAGGGAGUAGCCAAGGAGCUGGAGAAGGAGGUCGAACAAGACAAAACGCACUUAUUGCAAGCAAAGAAGGAGAAAAUCCAGCAAUUCCAAGAGGAAAUGAGGCUACAGGAGGAGGAAGAAACUCAGAAGCUUUAUGAGCAAAAAGAAAUAUCCCUCAGGACACUGAAAGAGAAUUUGGCAAAGGUUUGCGAGGAGGAAGAAUUACGUGUGAGAAAGGAGGAAACUGAAAGACUCUCAAAGCUGCGAGCCACCAUCACCUCUGAGACUGAGGCAGAGAAGGAGAAGAUAAGGUCAGAGCAAGAGCUGGCACUGCAAAAACUAAGAGAAGAGUGGGAGUCCCUGCAGGUAAUGGAGAAGGAGAACAUGGAGAGGAAGAAGCAGCUUGCUUUGGAGAAGAUGAAGCUGGAAAUGAAGGAAGCUCAACAGAAAGAAACAAUCAGGCUAGAAAAAGAGAAGGAACAAUUCCUAAGGGAGCUUAAGGAGAGAUUAGAAAUAGAAAAGAAAAAGGCUGCAGAGGAGCUAGAGAAACAGUUUGCAACUGAACUCCAGCAGCUGAAAUCUGCAGCAGAAGAGAAGCAUCGAAAGGUCACUUCUAGCCUGCAAACCCAGAUAGCGGAGGCACAGCGGAGUGAGGAGGCUUGGCUGCGUGAAGACUUACAGAGAGCAGAGGAGAAAGUGCAGCAGAAAGCAUACCAAGUAGCAGAAUAUGAACGUGAGCUCAGUGAGCUUAUGAGUGAGAAACGCCAUGAAGUGGAAAAAGACCAUGAGAGGAAAAUGGAGAGGAUGAAGGAGGAGCACCAGGAGGUCCUAGCAAGGAUUCGGGAUCAGUAUGAAGAGGAGGAAAGAAAGCAAAGAGCAGAGCUGUUUGAAGGCCUACGAGGUGAGAUGGCACGCCUCCGACAGCUUCAUGAAGUGGAGGUGAAAACUCUGCAGGCAGAGCUGGAUGAACGUCUGACCGCAUUGCAGCACAGGCAUGGGGAGAAGGAAAGGAGACUCCAGGAUUCAGAAAAUGAGCUUGAAAUACGUGCAAAGAACAUUAAAGCAAGAUCAGUGCAACUUCUUAGCCAGGAGGAGUCUCUGAGAAGGAAAAAGCAGCAGCUGCUAGAUGAAGACAAACGGACUGAGCGAGAAAGAGAUGAAGCUGCUUUAGCUUCUCAACUCCGUCUAGAGGAGAAUAGGAAGGAGCACACCAACCUUCUUGAGUCCAUCUGGCAACUGCGUAAGACUCUUGAGGAGCUCCAGGAUCAGAAAGCUGAGCUGGAGGCCCAGGUGGACUUGUUGCAGACUCGAAGCCAGAGGCUGCAGAAACGUAUCAGUGAGCUUGAGGCAGCUGUCAGGAGCAAGCAGGAGAUUUUGAAAGAAUUGGAGGCAGAAGAAAGUGCGGAGUCUCCCAGAAGGAAAGCUGAGCUCCAUGUUGAAGACCUGAGAGAAACUAUUCAUGCUCAUUCAUCCAGAGAGCCUGCUUCCCCACCUUCUCAAAGCCAUGAAGACAGCAACUUCCAAUUUGAUCAAGUCAGGAGUUACAUCUCUGCUGAAGGAAUCUCCAUUAGAAAAGCCAAAGAAUUCCUGGUGCGUCAGACCCACUCCAUGAGGAAAAGACACACAGCACUGAAAGCUGCAAAGCAGCAGUGGCACCAAGAUGUGCAGAAAGCACAGGAGGUGGUGCAAGAUCCUGACAACUCCCAGCUCCUGGAGGGAAUGCGCAAGAACCUGGAAGAGGAAGCCAAGCAGCUGGACAAGAUGAAGUCGGCUAUGCGGAAAGGACAGGUGCUGCUGAAGAAGAAGGAAGAGAAGCUAAGCCAGCUGGAGUCCUCCCUGUUGGAGGAGCUUUCAGAUGAAGAUACACUGAAGAGUGUUGCAUGCAAGAAGAUGGUGACUUUUGAUCUCAGCAGCUCUGAGGACACAAAUAGUAUAUCCAGUGCAAACAUACAUCUGCCAAAGUCUGACCUGAGAACAGAGGUACAGAUUGCCCUACAGCAGGACAAGAUCCAGUACUUGACAAACUCUGUGCAGCACAUCACCAAUGAACUGAAUGGGGUCCUUGGCGUUCUGAGUUCUCUGAACACCCUCCAGCCCCCACUCUUCACUUCAACACAGGUGCCCCUGCAGGUUCCCUGUGACAGCAUUCCUCUUUCUACGUAUUCCACCUUGGCAGGAUUGCAGGCAGGUGCCUCCUCGAGGUCCUCUGCUGGGAUGUCUGUGCCCGACCAGUGGGCCUGGGGCACUGGGCUGAGCUCCAGCCGCUCCUUCGUGGCUGAGCAGUCAGUGGACCGUUUUCUGGCAGAGAAGUGGCACAAGUACUUUCCAGGUGGGUUCCCAUCAUCCAGUGGAAGUUCUGGUCCUUCAGACAACAAGCUGGGAUAUGUACCUGCAGGUGAGCAGAUGCGCGUGUUCCAGAGCCGUGAGUCAGACAAGAUGAGUAUUCAAGGAAUGAUUGAGACCAACAAGAAAUGGCUAGAAGACUUCAAGAGUGAUUCAAGGGUACCUCUUUUCCCAGGUACAGAGAAGCCCCCUGCCAGCAGCUCCAGCCUACUUCAGCUAGGGCUGGAUGAAAACAGACAAAUUAAAGUGUACCGUUACUGAAAGGUGGGACUGGAUGUUUUCAGCCCUCGACUCUGGGCACAGGACCUGGAGAGAUGAUAGCUGGGGGCUGUGCAGUCUCCCUAAUGAUGCGGUGGGUUUUGGUGAUACCCAGCCAUCUCUGUCUUUGUGCUGUGCCCUUGAAAUAAAGUCUCUUUACAAGACAGUGGAGGGAGGAGGAAGUGAACUUCCCAGGUGGAUUCUUCUAAUCCUGUAAUGUGUCCAAAUAUACUUUAUAGACUGUUUAAUCCAGUGGUGAAAUAUCAGGGCUUCAAUAAAUCAACAGUUCUCUCAUUAGUAUUCUAGAAACUGUGAGACAUAGCUGUGAAUCAUGGAGAACUUUGAGUAACUGGUCAAGGGGGAGGACAUGAAUCUAGCUGAGACUUUGCUAGAGGAAAUGUAUCAGGAAAUGAGCCCACACUGAUGCCCAACAAAUGCUUAAUUACAGAUGAACCAAGUCAUCUGGCUUCUGUGGCGAGUGCAUGAGCAGGGGAGAACGGGCAGUACAGUGGCUAUAGAAUUGGGAAACAGCAGAUUUUGACUCUGGGAAAUGUUCCUCUCUUCUGGUGUGGAAACAAUAGGAACAAAACCAAGGGUGGUUUUCAUGGCAGAUAUUGUAGGAAAGAGUUCCCUGCGUCCUCCUCUUUCUGCCAGGCUGGCCAGAACUGCGCAACAUAACUGUGCUAUGGGAGCUCAGCUCAUGUAUUACAAAUGUGCUGAUGGCAACACGGAGCAGGGAUGGCAGGAGAGCACAGAGCAGUGUCUGCUGGUGCAGGCAGUGCUGGGGAACUCAGCCUAGUGUGACUGCGAGGAGACAAAGCCCCAUCUGCAUCCUUCCCUGCCCUGGGGAGUGGGAUCUGGAGCUCAGCAGCUGGGGCUCUUCCUGCACAGCAGGGCUGCGUGGCAGACCUGAGUGCUGGGGGCUGGCCUUGAUGCUUGGAGCAGCUCUCCCAAGACCUUGAAACAAGGCUGGGAGCAGGGCUGAGGGGUUGACACACGUUGUGCUCCAAUGUGAGCUCACACCUCAGCAGGUGGCUGUGGUUGUGGUGCUUUGGAUGGGCUGCAUUCAGAGCACAGCAACGUCCUGCUGGCAUGCAGAGGUAGGAGGGGGCUGCUGGAGCCAGAGGGCUGGGAGAAGUCAGGCCGUGCUUUCAUACUGCUAAGUGGGGAAAGUGGUAUUUGGUUGUUUUAUCAGUCAUUCCUCCGAGCUGACUUUAAAUAUUUAAUGCUUUAAAAAAAUGCUGUACCAUUUGCUAUUUUGUCUGAUGAGAAGUCUGCGUUUCAAGGGAUCCCAUCUGUGAGAAAUCAGCUUCAAAGUCGCUUUCUCUGGAGACAGCCGAUGCGGGGAGGAUGGCGAAGUUGCUGCUCUUCACCCUUCAGUGCUGUUUGUGCUUCUCAGUGUGGCUAAUGAUGUGCAGCAGAGUAAAGCACAGCUCCCCCUCCUGCUCUGCUUCCUGGCAGUUGUGCACUGGCACAACGUUGCAGCGAUUUGUGCUGGCAGGGUGGCAGGGGAAUGUUUACAUGCAAAUAGAAAUAUAUUUUUGAUGAACAUUUUAAAACUCUCAGGAAGAAUGUCCGUAUUUGCAUUUAUUUUUAUUCUUUUGGGGCUGAACUCCUUAAUAUUUUCUAAAUUCCUCAGCCAGCCUUUGUCGUGGGAUCUUCUGCAGUGGGUAGCAUCACACUCCCAGCUGGGCUGAGCUGGGAGACCUCAUGUGACCACAGGGAAUGGCAGCUGUGUGGGGCAAUCCCUUCUCCAUAGGAAGGGAUGGAUGGAAAUGCAGAUUUCCUGUCUGCUGUCAGAUUAUGCCAAUCCCUGUCUGUAGGGAUUUUGCUUUUGGUUUCCCAGCUAUUGGUGGAACACGUGGCAGAAUCUCUGGUUAUAUUUUGGACUUCUGGCUCCCUGAAGGUGGGGGGAGGCUGUCAGCAUGGUGGAUGCUGUACCCAAAGCCGUGCAGCUGAGCUCAGUCUGCAUUCUGAAAAGCAUAUAUUGGUAGUGUGGGGGAAGCGCCUGCUUUCUUAGCAAUAAUACAUUUUGAAACAUGUUUCUUCUUCCUGUUGAAACUUGUGAUGGCUGUAUCUGGUUUUGUAAGCAAAUUAAAUCAACACGAGUCUGUUUUGUAUGAGGUGACGUUUGCGGCUUUAUUUUUCCUUGCUGAGCCAUCCAGUUGUAGCCUCGGAUAGCCAGCUCGUACUUACCUUUCACAUCUUCCCCUCGCUUUUCUCCAGGCUGCUUCAUGUUUUGUCUUGUCAAGGUCAUCUCUGGCAAUUUUUAAGACCACUUCAGCUCGCUGUAGCUUUAUUACCAUUAUUCUAUUAAGUAUCUGGCCACGGUAGCAAACGCAGGAGCAGAUAGAAAGCUGAAAAACAAAACUACAAAAGCAAUUCUUCACGGGGCUCUCAGCCAGCAGGACAGCUUUUCAUGAGCUUGUAUCCUGCCCUUUUCAUAAAACUGUCAUCCAGACUCAUUACAAUGGUUGUCUCCCUUCUGAGCUUCGUGUCAAGGCUGUGAGCCGGGCUGUGUGCCUGCAGAGCAAGGCCAGCCCUGCGGGAGGUGCAGGAGGGGUCUGGGUGCUCUCCUGGCUGCUUUGUCCCUGCCCUUGUAUCCUGGGAUGUGUCACCCUGCUGGGGAACAGGGCCUGGCUCUGGGGCUGCUCUUGGAUCACAUAAAUUGGGUUAAAAGUGGUUAACUUGCAGCUGCUGUUUGAAGUCCUGUGCUGCUGUGUCGCUGGGUAAUGUACCACCAAGGAGGGUUGGAUCUGUGCUGUCCUCUGCCCAUGGUUUGGUCCUUUCCCCUUCCCACCACCUGCCAGCAGCCGUGGGACUCCACAAUCCCUCUGCACGUUUGCUCCUUUGGGACUUUUUAUUUCAAGGUGAUCUGAUUAAAAACUCAGCUUGUCUUAUCUCUAACACUGGAGUGAAGGCUCCAGUGCUGGGGGACUGCAGAUGUGUAACGGAGGCAAUGACAGAAGUGAUGGGGAGAGGGAGUUCAGCACCUGUCCUUGUUUUUCCACCUCUGACUUGAGCGCAGCUGGAAAUCCCAGGUUCAGAUGGAUGGGGAUGGGAGGGCUCUGGCAACUGUAAUAUGAUUUGAGCUCCUGGUAUGGCAGCAGCAAGAUACAAAGACAAAUGUGGUCUUGGGAUGCGCGAGGCACGCAGACACACGGAGGGGCUGCGCUGCUGCUGUGCACAGCUGUGCUCUGCAUGCAGGGGGCUGGAAGGAAGGCAGGCAGUUGCUGCUGUACGUGCUGGGUGGCGAGGGGAGCUGCUGAAGCUGAAGGACAGAUGAGGUGCAGGAAUAAUCUGCUGGCCGUGUAGAAAUGGUGGGUGAUAGCUAGAUACACGUCCUUAAGAACAAAACACAAACCACCCCCAGACUUUGAAUUACACGUUGUGCUGCUCGGCCAUAGCAAAUGCAAAGGUUGUUUUGGUGGAGCACUGUAAGGGCUGAACCCAAUGCUGAGCCACAGACCUAGCAUGCUGUUGAGCCCAGGUAAUAACUGAAGCAAUCAAGUCUCUUGGUUCCUUACAGCUCUUCUGAAGCAGCUGCUGGGCACAGAGCACAGGAUGGCACUGAGAAACCCAAAUUCACGUCUGAACUCUGCAUGCCUUUUGUGUUUGGGAGGCAGUGGUGUCAUCCUGCUGAGAAGCAGUCCAAAGCAAAGCCAUGGGUCUGGGGUGUGUGAGUGUGCAUAGGUCUGCAUAGGUAUAUAAGGAAGAAGAGGAUUUGCUUUUCCUGGAAUGCUGGUACUGCAUGUGUUGGAGAAAUUCAACGAUUAGAAGAGCAAGAGGACAGUGCAUGAUUACGGUGCCAGGAUGAACACAAGCUGUAAGCUCAUUAAGGAGCUUGGAGUCGGCCUGCUGGAGGAGGGGACGCCUCAGUCACUGCUGCUCAGAGACCACAGUGCAUCACUACCAGAGCUUUGGCUCCUCAGGACAGUGGGAGACCCUUGGAGACUGUAGCCAUGCUGGGGACCCUGAUGACAGCACUGUUUUUUGUGGUGAGAGCAUUUGGACAGGUGAGUUGGAGCUGGCAGCAGGUAGGAUUUAAUGCUUUCUGUCUUAUUUCUAGAACUGUGGGUGUUGUUAUCUUGUCAACUCUAAGCUAGUUUGAGCACGUUUGAAUUUCUGUGGCUGUAGCAAAGUAGAUUUAUCAGCUGCUUUGCAAAGAACUGCAAAGUGCGGGUACCUAGGCUUUCCAGUCUGGUGCACUGGUGCUGCAAAUGGGGAGUGAAUCUUGGAGCUCUUUGGGCUGGGGAGGCAGGAAAACCACCCCGUUUGCUGCUGGGGGCACCUGACCCUACAGCAAUACCUUGGAGCUGGGGGAAGAGGAUGAGGGUUCCAUGCUUGUCUGGGGGGACACAUCCUAAAGCCCCCUGAGCAGGAGGGUCACCUGAACUUAACACAGUGCCACAUGGCAUCAGCUUUAUCCAUGACAUCUGUGUUUGCUUUCACGACUUGCUUAGCUUUAGUUCUUGUCAUUUAAGAACUCAGCAGCACAAUCUGCUUCCUUUGUAUCUUUCCUUCCUGACCUGCUGCUUGUGACCCUGUAGUCAUCUCUGAUGGCAAGCAUGAUGUCAAGUGGGAGGAGGAAAAGGCAGCAAGCAUUCUCGUGGGCUGUGAGUCUCACUGGCUGUGCACUGUGGGACCAGGACCUGUGAGAGCACCCAGUGAGAACUGCCCAUCAACGUGGUGCCAGGAUGACAAGCUGAGCAUCACCACUGUUAGCAAGGGUGUGAUCAGUGGUGAUGUGCAUGCAGGAGCAGCUCUUCCUGUUGCUCAUCCACUUCUCCCCCAUUCUCUCACCUGCUGCAAAUCCUCUCUCCAUCCAGAUCGGGACCAGCCUGUUCCAAGAAGAGCCCCUGCCAUACCUUGUGUACCAGCCCCUGCCCUGGCAGAUCCAGUGUGUGACACAGAGCCGCCGCACCAGCCGGGACAGUGAUAGAGGCAGGAGCUCACGUCACAACAGCAUCUACUCAAUUUCUGGAGAUAAAGGCAACGUGACCCCCGAUGCCAGCAGUGAGGGCAAAUUCUUCAGUGAUCCCUCUGAGAAGGCAGCUCUCACCAUCCAGACCCACUUCAGGAGAUACCAGCAGCAGAAGCAGGGGAAGAAGUAGCUGCCUUGGCCGUCGUGCCCUGCACCGUCCCUCCUUUUGUGUGUUAUGUUCCCCAGCGAGAUUUGUGGCCGUGGUGACCCUGUUACCUAGCUCUUGGUGUGUGUAGAUUGUCUGCUGGUCGCUGAGAUCUUUUUCUUGGUGGCUCCUUCCCCGGACAGCGUUGCCUUGAAGACCGAGGUGCGACCACAGGGCUCCUGGUGGGAGCCUGACAUCCAUGUGGCAGAGCUGGCAUUUGCCAGCCUUGGUGGAAGCACAGUGCUGGGAGCUGCAAGACUGGGAUGGGGGGAACAGGGCACAAACAGCUAAGAGCAAUUUGCAGCAGUUAAGCAUCCAGAUGGGGCUCUUUCUCAUCAGCUUCAGCCCUCCUCCGUGCCUCUGUUUUGGGCUGGAGCUGAGGCAGGGCAGUCACCUCUCCUUCCCUUCCUCUUGGACCUGAACAGGGAUGUCCCCCAGGCUGUGUGCUUCAGGCACUGAGGGAGCAGGAGGUGUGCUGCGUGCUGUGACCUGGUUUCUUCUUUUCUUGGGGAGUAUUGGGGGUCCUGGCUUCAGAGUGGGGCUGGGGAUGAGAUUGUGUUGGGGCUGCUCCUUUCCCAGGCAGCCCCCUACCACCUCAGGCUUUGGCUUAGUUGUCAGCCUGUUGUCUUGCCCUCUCUUUUGUUCCAGAGUUUUGCAGACCACAACACCUGUUCCACAUCUGGCAGGGACAGGACCUGAGGUACUCCUGAUUUACAGCAUCCAUUUUUGAGUGCUGGCUUUAGGAUGUUGCAGAGUUGUUGAGAAAGAGGAGAAAAUGAAAGCAGAGGUAGGAGGUGCCGGACUGGGAAACCAGGAAGUGUUUGAGAAGCAGGUGAAGAGAUCCAGGAGCUAUAGCACAAAUGGAAGGGCCAGGAGGUAGAGGAGAUGCUGACUGUGAGCAGUGAUGCUCUGACCACUGGAACGUGUUCUCAGCCGCCUUUUUGCUGGGUCUGAUGCCAGAAUUUCUGUACAGAGCUGCUGAUGUUGUGUCCUUCACCCCCUGCCUCGUUGCUGUGCAAGGCAGUGAGCUCUGGGGCAUCCUGGGGAGGGUCUGCAGCUGUGGCAAAGUGGAGAGGGGUCACAGGGAGUGGAGGGAGUGCUGGAGUGGCAUGCUUGCCAAGCACCAGGAAUUUGGCCUCUGUUAAUGAAUGCAAAGCUACAGUCUGAAACUGCUGGGGAAGGUGAGGUGGAGAAUUCUUGCUAAGAUGUAGAAGGAAAUCUGUGCUAGCCGAUUAUAAUAAAGACUUUGUAAUCUGUUGUUCUUUUUAUCUUGCUAAUCCACUUACUCUCACAGCUGAGAACACACUUGCCUUUUCUUGCCUCUUCUAUUUCAAGUCUGGGAUUGACGUCUCAGAGCUGCUGCAUGGUUGCCUUGCUGUGACACAGCUCUGGGAUGGGCUCUUGGCUCCAUGCAAACUCUGCACAGGGUUUGAUGUCUAAAAUACACUUGAACAGUUUUUGCACUCUUAGAAACAUAUAGAAAAAGGCUGAUUUGCUUUUCCUUGCUUUCCACUGACUUUGGGGAGAGUCAGAGGGGACAGGAAUGGUUUGAUUUUACGAAAGCUGCAAGGCAGACCUGAUGUGGGGGUGGGCUGAUGAGGGCAGAGCUGCAGCCUCUGUGUUGUGCAUCCAUGGGAGCAGCUGUCCCUAGUCACUGCGUGUCUACCAGCCUCACUGGCUCUGUCACAUUGUCCCUUCUUGUCUCCUUACCUUAUAGCAAGCCACAUACACUAUUUCAGGAGCUGCAUAACGUGACCUUCAGCAUUAAGUUGCCAUGAAAUCCAUGUCUUCCUUGCAUGCAAGUUGGAAAACUUGGCAUAUUGUCUCCAGCCACCUGUUAAAACUGAAGGAGAAAAGCGGUGUAGAAGUAAAUGCCAUUCACAACAGCUCUUGGGAUUUGUGCUUUAAGGAGGGGCAUUCCUGUCCGCCCCCAGUGCUCCUUGGCACAGGGCGGCUCUGACAGUCACCAAAGCUGAUGAAAAUAGAAGAAAUUGUCAUUGCAGCUCAUUUUCUGGGUCUCCCCUCCAUAAAACCCGCUGCUGCCAAGGCAGCUUCCAGCUUCACUGGGUUUAAAGCGUUGUAGGACUCCAACAAGCAGAUGGCAAAGGGGGAUGUGCUGAGCAGCAGCAGCAAGCAGAGGUAAUAAGGGGUGAAUGAGAGCCCAAUGCCAACAGCAUUGGCAUCAACUGUGCCCGCUGCUGCCCUCCCCAUCCUGGCCCACGCUCAGCCACCGCAGAACACCCAGCUAUAAACAUAACCUUUAUUGCACACAGCGCUGGUUUUUUUUUCAUAGAAAAAGGUAUUAACACAUAAGCAUUUGCAAAUUGAAGCAACUCCUGUUGUUUUCAGAACAGUAAAAUAGCAUGCAAUGUCUUGGAGACGUUCCUUUGUCAAAACCACCGACGAGAUCAGGGGGGGAAAACAAAACAAAAGAAAAGAAGUCGCCGAGUCUUU
This is a messenger RNA of Phasianus colchicus (ring-necked pheasant), 12754 nucleotides long. The record is from RefSeq and is a predicted model, not a curated record. Lineage: Eukaryota; Metazoa; Chordata; Aves; Galliformes; Phasianidae.